This is a messenger RNA of Aureobasidium pullulans EXF-150, 1521 nucleotides long. RefSeq lists its product as uncharacterized. The record is from RefSeq and is a predicted model, not a curated record. NCBI's taxonomy places the organism in Eukaryota, Fungi, Ascomycota, Dothideomycetes, Dothideales, Saccotheciaceae. The transcript has a single exon. Bases 34 to 1410 code for a protein of 458 amino acids.
ACUGAUGCAUGAUAAGAAGGAAGCUCCCAGAUUAUGACAGAGCCCAAACGCGAUGAUAGACAUAAUGUCGAUGCCAACAGCAACAAUAAUACCAACAACACCUCCCCAAGCGACAGAUCUGGACGUGUGACAGCAGCUCGUCGACAUGGAAACCUCGAGACCAUUCGCAAACAACCAGGAUGGAAGGAGUUUCCAGAGUGCAUACCGCUGGCGAUGCGGACGACCAAGAGCGGCAAGGUGACUGAGUUUGGCAACACCAAGCUACGCAUCAUCGAGCGCGUCGCCGUGCAUACCAACUUUGUCUCUGCUCUCACCUAUCUCAAGAGCUUGACAGAAGAUGGAACCAGGCUGCUGAGUCUCAAAGACUUGGAGCAAUGUGCAGCGCACUUCGACAGGUCCAAGAAGGUGGCUUCUAGCCAGCGAGGCUCAAGCUCAGCACCGGCGAGCACAUCAGUCAGUCAUGCAGACGACGAAGAGCCCAGCUACCACUCGUUGGCUCAACCUCUGGAUACCUGGAACCAUUUCACGCUCGAUCAGUCACCGAUGCCCUCCAAUGCUGGUCCAUCAUUGCAACCACUCAAGCGACCAAGCCCAGAGUCCUUCCAAAGCAUGUCAGUGUCGCCGGUGGACUGUCAUCCAAAGCGACCACGCAUGGACACUUUCUUCGACGGCCAUAGCGCCGACUUCCUUUUCGACAUCAAUAGCCAGAACUUGAGCCACACAAACAGUCUCAGUGUUCCAGGAUACCAACACCAGGACGACCGCUCGAUGCGCGUCCCAACACCAAACCUGCUUUCGCAGUCGCCGUCGCAGAACCCAGCUCGCGCCCUACUGAGCAUCCAUCCUCACGCAGGAAGCAUCUUCUCAAACCUCAACUCCGCCUUUGACGAUCUGCUUGCUCGAGUAGAAGACCAGCAACAACUCGUCAAGUCCGCGCUUGAUCAACUACGCAUGGCCACCAAUGGCCUUGAGGUCGCUGCAACAACAAGUACACCAAACAAUACCAGCGAUCGUGAUCUGGAGACGGCUCAGAGAAAAGAAGCACGUGCUCGUCAAGACUUGCAGCAGGCAAGAUCAGCAAGAGAUGUUAUCGAUAUCCAGUAUGGCCACAUUGGUACCUCCCUGUCGCGUGCUCUGGUGGGCACUGUGCGAGCCGAGUACACACGGGCUGAAGCAGCGAUGAACCGUGCUCAAGCAGAUGUCGAGGCUGUGCGGCAGAGGCUUCAAAAUGCGAACAACCGAGAGCAGGGGUUGAGGCGAGCGAAAGAGGUUGCAGAGGUUGGAAUUGACCAGCUGCAGCGGCAGACGCGCUUUUGGUUGAAGAGACUGGCAGAGGCAGGGGUGAAGCUGACAGAUCAGUUGGGCACUUUGCAAGGAAGCGAGGCCGGUCAGGCGACGUCGCAGAUGUGAGGGUUGAAUACUCUAAUAAAUGAGAAAUGAAGACGACACUGGGACUUGGUGGUAAGAAGGACCUGUAAGAAUUGUUUGGAAGUUGUAAUCAUAUUCGAUAAUGAUUCAGAC